Messenger RNA from Capsaspora owczarzaki ATCC 30864, 1867 nucleotides. RefSeq names its product serine/threonine-specific protein kinase NAK. The transcript has 3 exons. Gene Ontology annotation, biological process: protein phosphorylation. The coding region runs from base 109 to 1791 and encodes 560 amino acids. The record is from RefSeq and is a predicted model, not a curated record. Lineage: Eukaryota; Filasterea; Ministeriida; Capsasporidae. Gene Ontology annotation, molecular function: protein kinase activity; ATP binding.
UCUAUUUAUUCACUUUCUUUCGUCCUUCUCGUCUCGUCUCGUCUCAAAUCCAAUCACUUCACUUUGCUUUGGUUUUGAUUCGUUUUUUUCCUGUGCUGUUCGACCGCCAUGUCCGCCAUCCCCGGCCUUGUGACGAUUAGUCGUGAUCGUGUUCAAGCGCUCUUGAACACAUACAUCCAGUAUGACGGCGCCUUCCUUGUUCGACCCAGCCAGAGCAAUCCUGGAGCAUACUCGAUCGGUGUCAUCUCGAAGGGCGCCAUCAAGCACUUUAAGAUUCAUGUUGACGAUUCCAACCAAGUGUACAUUGCCAAGAAAAAGUUUUCGUCCGUGUCCGAGCUCGUGAUUCACUACAUGCAGCACCCCAUUCGCACAAACAAGUCGGACGACCCCGUCAUUCUGAGGCUGCCAAUCUCGACCGAUCACGCGAGCGCCAACCGCAACGCCCUGCUUGUCCAGCAAACCACUGCGGCCCGAGAGCGCCCGAUUGCCGCCGAACCACAACACAUCAACAAGCCACCACCCGUCCCACCGCCGGUGCACCGACCCGCUUCGAGCAAACCACCACCCAUCCCACCGCCGGUGCACCGACCCUCUUCGAGCAGUUCGAACGAUGGCGGCACGAUGCGCCUCUCUGGCGGCAUUGCACCCCCCAGGACCCCUCUGGAACAGCCUCAGCAAACCACAACCGCUCCGCCAAUCAUUCCGCGAGUGUCGUUGCAAGUUCUGUCGCAAGCAACAGCGCAGUUUUCAGAGGCCAAGCGCAUUGGUGGAGGAGGAUUUGGCAGCGUCUACUCUGGCGUCUGGAAUCGGCAUCAAGUUGCAGUCAAACGCAUGGCAGCAGAUUCGAUGCAAGGCGUCGCUCAGUUCGAGGCCGAGCUCAACGCCCUCUCUCGUUUCCGUCACCCGAAUAUCGUCACCAUCAUGUGCUAUGCCCAGGAAGGCAACGAGCGUUGCUUGGUGUACGAGCUGAUGGCCAACGGUUCUGUUCGCGACCGUCUCGAUCGCAAGGAGGGAACGCUCGCAUUGAGUUGGCAGCAACGCCGAACCAUUGCGACCGAUAUUGCAAACGCCAUGCACUUUGUCCAGACUGCGAUUCCGCGGCAGCCGCUGUUCCACUUGGACCUCAAGACGGAUAAUGUGCUGCUGGAUGCUGAUUUUCAUGCCAAAGUCGCGGAUUUUGGGCUGACGCGCUCUGUGCCAGCUCAAGUGGAUGCGCACAGCUACAUUCGUACGCAGACCGUUCAAGGAACCCUUCAAUACAUCUGCCCACAGUAUCGCGACGAAGGCAAGGUCUCCAUCAAAACGGAUGUCUACUCGUAUGGCAUGAUUCUGCUUGAGCUCGUUACUGGACAGCAGCCCAGCAUUGACUUGAUGGCCAGCGUUCGACACCAGCUCAAAAGAAAUCGUAAAAUCGAUGCGGUGCUUGACAAGGCGAUCGACUGGAGCAUUCCAGAUAAGGAAGCGGCUCAAGCCCUGGCGGAGCUUGCGGAAGAUUGCCUCGAGCAAGCACGAGUCUAUCGACCGUCGUUCGAAGAUAUCCUGCACCGAUUGUCGGGGGGCGGAGCUGGAGCAAACGAGGAGGAGGCUGAGGAGGCUGUCGCCGGCAGCCAACGUGAGUGCUUGGUCUGUUUCAGCGCCCCGACGAAUGCCCAAUUGAUGCCAUGCUACCACGCAUGUGUCUGCGUUGCGUGUGCUCAAUGGAUGAUACAGCGUCAAGACAAGUGCAUGAUUUGCCGAGUCCUUUCGACCUCGUAUCGAGAAGGCACAUUUACUGAGACUUUUGUUCGCUGAGUUGCUCUGUCGGAUGACACUGCGAGAGUACGGCGACUCGAGCCUUCAAUAUUAAUAAAACAUCGACGGCUCCCGG